Molecule: messenger RNA, 5766 nt
Organism: Sorex araneus (European shrew)
Lineage: Eukaryota; Metazoa; Chordata; Mammalia; Eulipotyphla; Soricidae
Gene: ZNF629
Product: zinc finger protein 629
Exons: 2
Coding region: 406-3093 (895 amino acids)
Biological process (GO): central nervous system development; regulation of transcription by RNA polymerase II
Cellular component (GO): nucleus
Molecular function (GO): DNA-binding transcription factor activity, RNA polymerase II-specific; RNA polymerase II cis-regulatory region sequence-specific DNA binding
Source: RefSeq, a predicted model, not a curated record
UCUUUUGUCUUUUUUAUUUAUUAAUUUUUUUAACUCUUUAAGUGUUCCAUGCAGUGUCAGAGUGUCAGUUCUCUGUGGGGCUCAGAAGGGAAGUUUAUUAGUCCCAAUUAGCAGCCCUAUUAAGGAGGAAAAUUAGAGUCUUAAUGAGCUUCCUCUGAUUAGCAAAAUAACAGGUUUCCCCGCCUCUGGGCAUUAGAGGUGUGGGGGUGAAAGCUGCCUUCUGUGGCUGUCAGAUACCUCUCCAGCCUUCACUCCGAGUUCAAAUGGUUAUGACUGAUGAGAUUUUAAUUACACUCUUAAAUUUCCCUACUUGCUUGUGAUCUUAACUCCUGGAGCGGGAAGCAGGCCCAUGGGGUAGGCUGGAAGGGGGUGAAAGGGAAAGUGGCAGGAAAGGAGUAAGCAGGGAUGCCCAGCGAGCACAGGUGGGCAGAGGAUAGAGGACAGAGGUCAGCUCCCACUGGGCACACAUUUCUCUCUCCUGCAGGGUCCCUGGGAGGCGGGGCAGCCCUGAGCUCUGGGAUGGAGCCCGAGACCGUGCUAUGGGGCCCAGACCUGCAGGAUCCGGAACAGAGCCCCAGCACUGCUCACAGAGGUACCGACAGUGGGAACGAAGAGGAGAGCCCCCAGAGGGAAAGUUCUGGGGAGGAGGUCAUCUUGGGAGAUCCAGAUCAGAGUCCAGAAUUCAAGGACCCGCAAGAGAUGCCCUUGGAGAGACCCUCCGAGGACCCCUCAGGCCCUCCGGACUCCCCCACCCCAGGGGGUCACCCCAGGCCCUUGGACUCCCCUACCCCUGAGGUCGUCCCCUCCCCCUCUGACUGGACCAAGGCCUGUGAGGCCAGCUGGCAGUGGGGGACUCUGACCACCUGGAACAGCGCGGCCGUGACGGCCAGCGAGCCCAGCCUCCGCGAGCUGGUGCAGGGCCGGCCGGCGGGGGCCGAGAAGCCCUACAUCUGCAACGAGUGUGGCAAGAGCUUCAGCCAGUGGUCCAAGCUCUUGCGGCACCAGCGCAUCCACACGGGCGAGCGGCCCAACACCUGCUCCGAGUGCGGCAAGAGCUUCACACAGAGCUCGCACCUGGUGCAGCACCAGCGCACGCACACGGGCGAGAAGCCCUACAAGUGCCCUGAUUGCGGCAAGUGCUUCAGCUGGAGCUCCAACCUGGUGCAGCACCAGCGCACGCACACGGGCGAGAAGCCCUACAAGUGCACCGAGUGCGAGAAGGCCUUCACGCAGAGCACCAACCUCAUCAAGCACCAGCGCUCGCACACGGGCGAGAAGCCCUACAAGUGCGGCGAGUGCCGGCGCGCCUUCUACCGCAGCUCCGACCUCAUCCAGCACCAGGCCACGCACACGGGCGAGAAGCCCUACAAGUGCCCCGAGUGCGGCAAGCGCUUCGGCCAGAACCACAACCUCCUCAAGCACCAGAAGAUCCACGCGGGCGAGAAGCCGUACCGCUGCACCGAGUGCGGCAAGAGCUUCAUCCAGAGCUCGGAGCUCACCCAGCACCAGCGCACGCACACGGGCGAGAAGCCCUACGAGUGUCUGGAGUGCGGCAAGAGCUUCGGCCACAGCUCCACCCUCAUCAAGCACCAGCGGACUCACUUGCGCGAGGACCCCUUCAAGUGCCCCGUGUGCGGCAAGACCUUCACGCUGAGCGCCACGCUGCUGCGGCACCAGCGCACGCACACGGGCGAGCGGCCCUACAAGUGCCCGGAGUGCGGCAAGAGCUUCAGCGUCAGCUCCAACCUCAUCAACCACCAGCGCAUCCACCGCGGCGAGCGGCCGUACAUCUGCGCCGACUGCGGCAAGAGCUUCAUCAUGAGCUCCACCCUCAUCCGCCACCAGCGCAUCCACACGGGCGAGAAGCCCUACAAGUGCUCCGACUGCGGCAAGAGCUUCAUCCGCAGCUCGCACCUCAUCCAGCACCGGCGCACGCACACGGGCGAGAAGCCCUACAAGUGCCCCGAGUGCGGCAAGAGCUUCAGCCAGAGCUCCAACCUCAUCACGCACGUGCGCACGCACAUGGAUGAGAACCUCUUCGUGUGCUCCGACUGCGGGAAGGCCUUCCUGGAGGCGCACGAGCUGGAGCAGCACCGGGUGGUCCAUGAGCGCGGGAAGACCCCCGCGCGGCGAGCUCAGGGGGAGACUCUGCUGGGGCUCGGGGACCCCGCCCUGCUCACCCCACCCCCUGGCGCCAAGCCACACAAAUGCCUCGUGUGCGGCAAGGGCUUCAACGACGAGGGCAUCUUCCUGCAGCACCAGCGGAUCCACAUCGGAGAAAACCCCUACAAGAACGCCGACGGCCUCGGGGCACAGCCAGCCCCCAAACCUCCCCAGUUGCGUCCCCCCCGGCUUCCAUUUGGGGGGAAUUCCUAUGCAGGUGCUUCAGAGGGCAGGGCCGACCCCCCAGGACAGCCCUUAAAAAACCCUGACGGGCAGGAGAGGCCGGCGCCGCCCGCUGCCAAGUCCUACAUUUGCUCGCACUGCGGGGAGAGCUUUCAGGAUCGGGCCGUGUUCCUCCAGCACCAGAUCACCCACGGCAACGAGAAGCCCUUUCACUUUCCCGAGGGUAGGACCGGCCUCCGGGAAGGGGCAGGCCCCAGCCCCUUCCUAGGUGGGAAGCCCUUUAAAUGCCCCGAAUGCAAAAAAAGCUUCGCACUCAGCUCGGAGCUGCUGCUACACCAGAAAGUGCACGCUGGGGGGAAGGCCUCGAAAAGCGCCGAGGUGGGAAAGAGCUCAUCCGUCCUCCUGGAGCACCUCCGGAGCCCGCUGGGGGCCAGGCCCUAUAGCUGCGCCGACUGCGGGGCCUCCUUCCUCGAUCGCCUGGCCCUCAUCCGCCACCAGGAGGCCCACAUGCCAGGAAAGCCCCCCCGGCAAGAGGACCCCGUUCCAGAGCCAGCCCCUAGGCCCACCAGUCCAGAGGGCGAGGGCAAGUCCCCUACCCCCACAGGGAGCAGCAGCCAUGGGAAAGGGGAAACCCCCAAAACCUUGUUGGAAGAAAAGCCCUAUCUCUGCCCCGAGUGUGGCGACGGCUUCUCAGAAGUCGCAGCCCUCCUCCUCCACAGAAGCUGUCACCCCGGGGUGCCCCUCUGAGCAGGUUUGGGCACCUUUCUAUCCUGAGAGGAACACUGGAUCAUCCCAGAAAUCAUAUGGGGGAAGGAGAAAAACUCUAGCAGCUUGUAGGGAAAUGGAGGAUAAAGAAUCCCGGAUAAAAAUAGUGUUUUCACAUCAGUGAUGAAAACCCAUAUGAAAUUGUUGGUGGGAACAAGGCAGUAGAGAAAAACUCUUGGGUUAGAAACCCUCUAUGUAGGAAAAAUAAAAAAAGUCCUUUAAGUCUGUAGCCAAAAAUCCCGAUAAACCAUAGUGGAUAAAAGCCCUAUUAAUUGUAGGACGAGGCCCCAGUUUGUCUCUAGGCAACCCUAUAAGCCGUCUGGAAUCCACGUGACACUGUAGGUGGACGCGCAGGCUGGCAUGGCCCGGGCGGCCCCCACGGGGCAGCAUCCAGAAAUCUUGGACAAUUAACAGUUGCUGAGAAAAGUGCUCAGCCAAGGGACAGAGAAGGCUCAGCCCUGGGACAGGGAGUGGUGAGGUUACCCUCAGUCCCCCCAGGAACUGGGGGAGAGCCGAGCUCAUUGCAUUAGGGUGCUUGGGGCAUAAGGGCACCUUGCAGUGAGUUGUGAAUGGGGGGGAGGAAGAGGCCCAUGGGAUUUCGUAUCAGAAAGAACCCAAAAAUGGGGAAGGAAAAAAAUGACGGCAGGCUUUUUUAAGGCUGAAGUGUGUACGAAUACUGAUAACCACAAAAAUUAGGGGAAACGACGAGUUUCUGUUAUGUGCUUUAAGGAAAACAAAUAGGUGGAAAAACUUCAGCUGGAAUCCAGCAAAGCCCAGGCCCCCCCGCCCCCCAAAUCCUUCCACUUCCUGAAGCUAAUUCAAGGGCCAGCAGCCCCAGGUCAGAUGUCCAGGGUCCUCUGCGCCCGUCAGAAUGCCCCAAUUCUAUUCAGAGGCCUCCAGGCGCGGAGUGUCCCCCGCCGUGUUCUCAGGUCUCACCGCCACCAGCCUUGCGACAGUGGGGACCGUUUCCUUGCAUCCUGUCCUCAAUGCAGAAGAAACGUCACUAGUUGACCUCCAAAGAAUAAAGCCCUACAGAGCCUGGGGCCUGUGUAUGGUUCGGCCCUGCGGCGGCUUCUCACCAGGCCCACGCGGGACGGUGAGCAGUAGAAUGGGGUGGGGGGAGGGGGAACCCAGCGGUGCCCACCACGCUCCUCUAAGCAGCCUUGGAGCGCGGCUGCUAGCAGGGUGAGCCAAGCCCGCAGGGAUCUGGUCAGUACAGGCUUCCCACACUGGGCUCGGGCUCCUGGCCUGACCUGGCGAGGCUCCCCGCUCCCCGGCUGACUCCUCAGCCACGACCCUGCAGUGGGGAAGGGAGGAUGAGGGAAGCGCUCUGCGGGGCCAGGUCCUCACACCACACCCCCCACCCACACUGUCAUUAGCGAGGCCCCGCAGCAGAGGGAAGAUUGUUCCCCUAAUGAUGGAGAAAGCUCCUGAAACAAGAACCCCACCUCUGACCCCGGAGCCCCUUAGGGGAGAGGACAAUAUCCAGUGCUGAGUCCACAGGAAAUGCCUGCGGAUUCCACAGACGGUUCCCAUCGAGCCGUAGCAGAGAACCCGAAUUCUACACUGGCAAGUGCAAAGGGUCUUCCACCUCCAUAUAUCCCCCAAGGUAGGGACCCUUGGAGGAAGGACCCAGGCCCGCUGGGCAGAAGCAGCAGGACUUGUAUGAUUGCAGGGAGAUCCUUGCCAACCUCUGCAUCAAGCUAGCCCCCCUCAGCAAAGGGCCCAGGCGGAGCGUGUUGCUGAAGGGGGGGCAGCCUGUCGCCAUGUCUGCAGGCAGCAAAGGGUCCCUAUGAGAUAGAGGAGGAGACAAUCCUUCGAGUCCGAGCAGAGUUCUCUCAGAUGGUGGUAGAGAGGAACUCGAGCUGUAGAGACAAGCCACAGAAAGCUAGAUGCAGACCCCCUCAGAAAGUUCUGGAAAACGGCUCUGGAAGAGUCUUGGCCAUCAGCCUCUGAGGGAUCCGCAGUGGUAGGUGUGGCCGAGUGAGGCCUCGAGGACUAGGCUGUAGCAAAUGUAGUAGGAUGCUCGCAUGUGGUAGGGGUGAGUGACCCAGGGUUUCGGCUCUGGGAUUGGAUGCAUGAUGUGGACUCGAGUUGGGGUGGGGGUAUGUGACUCGCUCUGUUGCCCACCUCCCCCUAACUCCUUGAGCCAGUUCUCACUCCCAAAGGGAGCACAUCUCAGGAAGAGCGAAGACCGGCAUCACUGGCUGGGACUGGACAUAACGGAGGUUCCUUCUGACCAGCUCAGGUGGGGCCAGAGGUCUUGGCACUGGCAACCAGAGCUUGCAAGGCAAAACCUCUUGUCCGUGCAGAUUCCAGACUCUGCCCACGUGCUCCCAGGGAGAGGCCCGAUAGAUACGGUCACGGAGUGUUGGAGACAGCACUGGGGAGGCUGGAAGCAGACCUGAGCUUAGGUAACAGUGUCAUGGGGACACAAAGACGAGCAUGAAGCCCGAACGGGCUGGGGACUUCAAACCAUCACAGCUGAGCGGGCUGCCUUGAGCUGUUCUCCACUUCCCAUGAAGGAAACCCCACUGACCUGAGUUGCCCCCUAGAGCGAAGAGAGGCCCCGCUUUGAGUGUCGUGUGUCAAUAACAGUGUUGUGUCACUGGUGGUCAUGUUGAUUAGUUGAAGAGAAUAAAGGGAAUAAGAUUC